Messenger RNA from Sphenostylis stenocarpa, 369 nucleotides. The record is from the annotation of a GenBank genome assembly. NCBI's taxonomy places the organism in Eukaryota, Viridiplantae, Streptophyta, Magnoliopsida, Fabales, Fabaceae.
AUGGAUUUUGAAGAUGGUGCUAAAAGGGAGCUUCAGAAAGUUGUUGGUACAAAAAAAUCAAAGGGCUUUCCUCUUGGUGGGAGUAGGACUAGUCUAGCUUCUAUGGAGUCCUUGUCCAUGCCUCAGGUUCAAGAGGUUGUUCUCUCUGCAGACAUGCAAUGUGAAAAGUGCCAGAAGAGGGUUACUGACAUUAUUGCAAAAAUGAAUGCAGAGACAGAGUCCAUGGUGAUUAAUGUUUUGGAAAAGAAAGUGACACUCACUUUCAAAUUACCAUCUAUGGGGAAACUCACCACUCGACAAAUUACUCACGUCAACAGGAACUCUCUCCCCAAAGUUGCCAUCAUCAAACGGAUAUUUCGCAGUGGUUGA